Molecule: messenger RNA, 1878 nt
Organism: Micropterus salmoides (largemouth bass)
Lineage: Eukaryota; Metazoa; Chordata; Actinopteri; Centrarchiformes; Centrarchidae
Gene: ube3d
Product: ubiquitin protein ligase E3D
Exons: 10
Coding region: 187-1380 (397 amino acids)
Biological process (GO): protein monoubiquitination; proteasome-mediated ubiquitin-dependent protein catabolic process; protein autoubiquitination
Cellular component (GO): nucleus; cytosol; ubiquitin ligase complex
Molecular function (GO): cyclin binding; ubiquitin conjugating enzyme binding; ubiquitin protein ligase activity
Source: RefSeq, a predicted model, not a curated record
AACUUGACAGCGGCUGUAUCGUCACGCUGCAGACAAGUAUCGACCUCUGGAUUGUGCUAAAUCAGAUAAAUGUACUUUUGUGUUAGUUUUACUUUUAAUACUGUGCUAAUCAGAGUCACCAGGCUGCAGCGAGUACUGAUUAGUACGUGAUUUCUUUUUAUUCUGUCUGAACAUUGCGCUGCCUCAAUGGCAGACUUGGAGUUUACAUCCCAAACACAUGGAGUCGGCGUCUUCAUAGAGCUGAGAAAGAGGCUUCAGAGUGGACUGCUUAUUGUCGGGAAAGAUGUGGCCAGAAGUCCUGCAGACGUGGUCGUGACUGGUGGAGAUUCCUCUCUCUUAAUCCGGACUCCCAGAGGCGAGCUGAGCCUGACUUUGCCAGCAGGAGUGACCUUCGAGCAGGGAUCCUGCAUUCCGACACCUGCAGGAGAAUCCUGCAGAGAGGAGCUACAUUUCAGACUGCGCAUCAGUGUCGCACGAAGGACAGACGAAGAGACGUCUGACAGCGUGAUGGAGACACUCCGGGCAAAAGAGACUUAUUGCUUCUGCUGCCAGGGCUGCACGACCAGGCUGCUGGAGGACAGAGUGUUUAAGCGAGUGCUUCCUCUCCCUAAUGGCAACUGGAACGCUAUCGUGGACGACUGGUGUUGCCACCCAGAUCCGUUCGCUAAGAAGCUGCUGCCCCGAACAGAGGAUUGUUUACUGGGCGACACCUUCCUCCUCCUAUCUAGAGAUAGUAGCUGUGAACAGACUCUCACAGAGGAAGUGAGCCCUGUUGGCUCAGAGGACAGUCAAGAUCCAAAGAAACCCUGCCGUCGUCUGGCACUCGUCUCCUGCAAGAGCUGUUCAUCGGUGCUGGGAGAGGCUGUCGCACCAGAGACCCUGAAACUGUACAUCACACAGGUGGUGGUGGAGCCCGCUGUGGGAGACAGACAGCCAGAAGCUUCACUUAACAGACCUCUUUUCCUGGAGAGGGUUAUAGCAGCCAGGCUGCUGGGGCUGUCCAACUCUAUGAGCACCUUCCACUUCUCUGUCCAGACUCCUGAUGGGAAGGCUUUCUUAUUGCUCUGGCUGCUGAACAGCGACUCCAUCGUGGCGUCAGUCCCAGAGACAUGUGUCGGGGGCGAGGGGUCUAUCGGCUCCUCUUCUCUUCAAACUCCAUCAAGCAGAGCCCUGAAACUCCUCUACACCGUCUGCUCUGACACAGGCAUCCAGCAGAGAGACAUCGUUACAAGUUGGGAGGUCAAUGCCAUAGGACAUCCUGUGGUACUGCCGCUGAAGGUGUGCGAGGAGCUGCUGCAAGUGAUGGAUGACAGCAACUCUACUCUUCCUGCAUCUAUGCGUUGCAUGAGGUCCUAUGAGGUGGCGUACCUGAGACUGUGAGGCCAAAGUUCAGAUGCCAGGAGGUCAAGACUUCACCCGUCACUCUUGGUAGAGAAUUCAAGAGGACCUUGGGACAGCUGAGAGAGGAACUCUGGUGUACAUGUACGAUAUGUCUGUAUGUGUUAAUGUGACAUCUCGCACAGAUUUCCAGUAAGUAUAAGAAAGAAGAUUACUGCAGAAGAAAAUGCAGUAAGCAGGGAAUGGCUUGUUAAGUCAAGUUGUGGUUUCUGGCUAGUUUUGGCAGCGUGUUGUCUCCUGCAAACAGAUUCAUGUUGAAACAGGUUGCUGCCAGGUUUCUAAAUGACAACAUCAACAUUUUCAUAGAAUAGAUAGUUACAUCUCAUUCAUUGUAGCUCAUUAUAGUCCCAAUGUAUACUUGUAUUUAAAAGUAUCAUAAUGGUUGAAAGGCCUGUGUGUGUACAUUCCUAAACUUCAUUAUGUAUUUUUUUUCUACCAUUCUUGUCAAAACCAGAUUAAACUCUUUUAUAUAUGGAAGUA